AUGCGUGUGAAUUUGUUAGACCAGUUGAUAGACCAGGAGCUGCUUCGCUUCCCCAACCUCCACGAACGCAUAGUGGACGUGGUGACCUCUCUCCUACGCAAGCGUCUCCCACCAACCAAUGAGAUGGUUACCAAUCUCGUGUCCAUUGAACUCUCCUACAUCAACACCCGGCAUCCCGACUUCACAGAAGCGCUCCUUCUCCACCGACAACAGCCUCCGGGGCUUGCAGCUCUGGUAAGCACGAACUUUUCCAAUCUAGUGGUUCUCGUAUAUGUGUGA
Messenger RNA from Dibothriocephalus latus, 279 nucleotides. The record is from the annotation of a GenBank genome assembly. Lineage: Eukaryota; Metazoa; Platyhelminthes; Cestoda; Diphyllobothriidea; Diphyllobothriidae.